CUACACCGUACAAGUGAGAGAGAGAUGGCAUCUAGAACGUCCCAGGCAGCCAUUCUCAACCAGCAGCAGCAGCAGCUGGGUUUGUUUGAGAAUCAAGAGGGAGAGGGUUGUAAUACACAGAUGGGUUUCUUUCAUUUCCCACCAAACUUGACCUUUUCGUCGUUGCCGUUUUUAGGUCACCAAUCUCUCAAAGGCGGCUUCAGUACGGCUAGCAUAGCUUCUGAUGAUGCACCUUCAACCACCACUCUCUCUGAAACCUUAGUCCCCCGGCCAUCACUUACUCCUUCCCCUCUAAGGCAUAAACAAGAUCAUAACAUCACUACUACUAGUUCUGAAUUUGGCGGUGGAGGAGGAGGAGCCCAUGCCCAUCUCCUUUCUUUGCAAAGAUCCACCGCAAAUCUCUGGGCAUGGGGAGACGUGAGUGAUGAUCGUGAUGAGUAUUGCCUGAACAGCAAGAGAUCAAGCGGCGGAGACGACCAACAUCAUCCUUAUUUAGGAGGGGUUUCAGCAAUGAAGAUGAAGAAGAUGAAGGCAAUUAGGAGGAAGGUGAGGGAGCCUAGGUUUUGCUUCAAAACCCUGAGCGAUGUGGAUGUGCUUGAUGAUGGUUACAAGUGGAGAAAGUACGGACAGAAAGUGGUAAAGAACACACAGCAUCCAAGGAGUUAUUAUCGUUGUACGAUGGAUAACUGCCGCGUAAAGAAACGAGUAGAGCGAUUAGCCGAGGACCCGAGAAUGGUGAUCACAACAUAUGAAGGGAGACACGUGCAUUCUCCAUCUCAUGAUCUUGAGGAUCAAGAUUCACGAUCUCCGUCUCACCUAAACAACUUCUUCUGGUAGUAUAUUAACUCGUAAUAGGCUCAUGAGCUCUCGUUUUUGCUUUUGUUUUCAGUUCUGGUUUUUGUUUUGUUUUGUUUUGGUAUUUUUAUAUUGUUUUGGGGUUAUGGAUUCCAAACGAUCGCCCUUGUGUUAUCCCUAACUUGCUACACUCUGGUUGUGUAUGCAUGUGUACUUAG
Messenger RNA from Malus domestica (apple), 1013 nucleotides. RefSeq names its product probable WRKY transcription factor 13. Gene Ontology annotation, biological process: regulation of DNA-templated transcription. Lineage: Eukaryota; Viridiplantae; Streptophyta; Magnoliopsida; Rosales; Rosaceae. Gene Ontology annotation, molecular function: sequence-specific DNA binding; DNA-binding transcription factor activity. The record is from RefSeq and is marked provisional.